Messenger RNA from Aspergillus puulaauensis, 1047 nucleotides. RefSeq lists its product as uncharacterized. The coding region runs from base 1 to 1047 and encodes 348 amino acids. The transcript is spliced from 2 exons. NCBI's taxonomy places the organism in Eukaryota, Fungi, Ascomycota, Eurotiomycetes, Eurotiales, Aspergillaceae. The record is from RefSeq and is a predicted model, not a curated record.
AUGAAGCUCAAUAUCCCCCCAGCCCUCCUUCUUUCCUUCUCCGUUUUGUCGGCACUAGCUCUCGCCUCGCCGGUGCACAAGGUUGACGCUGCUGGCCUCCAAUCCCGCCCUGCGUCCAACCUUGAAGUCCGCGACGUCGCCAAGCUCCCCCUUAUCAAGAAGACCGGCAUUGAGGAGCCCUGUGAUGAGUUUGGUGUUCCCAUCGGUGGCAAGAAAGACGAUGGCAAGGAUGAUGGCAAGGACGAUGGCAAGCACGAUGGCAAGCACGAUGGCAAGCACGAUGGCAAGCACGAUGACAAGCACGAUGACAAGCACGACGAUGGCAAGGAGGAAGAUCACCAUGGUGGCCAGGAUGAUAAGGAAGAUGACGACAAGGAGGAAGAUCACCAUGGUUACCAGGACGAUAAGAAAGAUGACGACAAGGAUGACCAGCACCAGGGUGUAGCUGGUGGUCACGGCGGGUUCAAUGCCCAGUUUGAGUUCCAUGGCGAGGGGAAGGCCCAAGGGCAAUUUGGUGGUAUUGGCAAGGGUCAGGGUAAGGAGGAAGACAAGGGGGAGGAGAAGAAGGAUGAUGAUAAGAGUGACAAGGACGAGGGACAUGGCAAGGACGAGGGACAUGGUAAGGACGAGGGACAUGGUAAGGACGAGGGACAUGGUAAGGACGAGGGACAUGGUAAGGACGAGGGACAUGGUAAGGACGAGGGACAUGGUAAGGACGAGGGUCAUGGUCAGGAUGAGGGAGGCCAUGGAGGUGAGCAUACCGAGGUGUAUGGCAAGGAGCAUGAUGAGAAGCACUACGAUGAGGAGUAUGAUGAGAAACACUAUGAUGAGACUCAUAACGAGACGCAUUACGAUGAAGAGCAUGACAAGGAGCAGGGGGGAAAGCACGAUGAGGGCCAUGGACAGGGACAUGACGGGAAGGACGACGGCAAGGAUGAGGGAAAGGAUGAUGGCAAGGACGAUGGUAAAGACGAUGGCAAGGGACAGGGAGGCCUUGGGGGGCUCGGUCUCGGGGGAAUUGGCAAGGGAAAAGAUGAGGACUGCUGA